This is a messenger RNA of Musca vetustissima, 918 nucleotides long. RefSeq lists its product as uncharacterized. Gene Ontology annotation, molecular function: transmembrane transporter activity. The record is from RefSeq and is a predicted model, not a curated record. Gene Ontology annotation, cellular component: membrane. NCBI's taxonomy places the organism in Eukaryota, Metazoa, Arthropoda, Insecta, Diptera, Muscidae. Gene Ontology annotation, biological process: transmembrane transport. The annotation marks the transcript as partial. The transcript has 5 exons.
AUGCUUUUCGCUGGCGGCUGGAGUGAUCGUUAUAAUAAACGCAAGGCCUGUAUGUUAUUCCCCAUUAUCGGUGACUGUUUCAUGUUUGUGUUUCUAUUGGUAUCGGCAAUAUUUUUCGAUAAAAUCCCAAUGGAAUUUGGAGCAUACAGUGAGGCAAUUGUCCCAAACAUGUUUGGUGGAAGCACUUUACUCUUCAUGGCCAUUGAUAGUUAUAUGACAAUAUCGACUCCGGAAGCAGAUCGUGUAUUUAGGUUCGGCAUUUAUAGUGUGUUUACCACUGUCAUACCCUUAAUAAGUCAACCCAUGAGUGGGAUACUCUUCAAGUAUCUAGGCUAUACAUGGUCCUUUAUCUUCGCCUUGUCCCUCGACAUCAUUGGCUUGCUCUAUAUUAUAUUCAUAAUCAAAGAACUCAAGCCACUGGCAACGAAGACGGACACCACAGAUGCCUCGCCAAAAUCGGGCACAGAAAAUCCCGCCUAUGAAGUGACACAACUAGAAGAUCUGCCCACUGCACCAAGACACAAAAACAAUGUCAUUAUUGAUACCGUGGACAAAUCUCCAACCUCAAAACCCGCAAAACGUAAUGCCCUUUUGGAUUUCUUUGAUCCCACAUUGGUUGUGGAUUAUGUGAAAUUUCCAUUUAAAAAACGUCCAAAUCGUGGUCGUAUGUUGUUGCUACUUUUAAUUAUGGCCGAGAUUUGUAUUAUUGGUCCGGCAGUCGGAGAGGGUGAAUUCUGGAAAAGUUUUACAUUUAAAAAACUGAAUUGGAAUGGCAAUGAUUAUAGCGUCUACGCAGCAUUUAAUUCCGCCUUGACUGUGGUGGGUACCCUUAUUGGAACUACCAUUUUGAGUAAAUUGCUGAAACUUUCCGAUGCCUUUGUGGGUAUUGUAGCCACCCUAUUUACAGCCUUAUCGAGA